GGUUGCCGUUGUUUUUUUUUUUGUAACAAGGAAAAUGGCGUCAGCUGAUUCUCAGCCGCGGUUCGGCCAGUCUGUUAAAGGAUUAUUAUCCGACAAGGUGGGCUCCUGUAGCGGGGACGUGAUUGCGUUGACCCGCCAGGUGCUGAAAGGAUCCCGGAGCCAAGAGCUUCUUGGCCAAGCAGCAAGGAAUAUGGUGAUCCAAGAGGAUGCCAUUCUGCACUCUGAAGAUAGUCUGAGAAAAAUGUCCAUCAUAACAACUCAUCUACAAUACCAACAGGAGGCCAUCCAGAAGAACGUGGAGCACUCAAAGAACCUGCAGGACCAGCUGACGCAUCUGCUGAAGUGAUGCAGGACGACAACAACACGCCGUCUGUCACAGGGGUUAAUGUAAUGGUGCUCCCUGAGGCCCCCUGCUGGCCUGUGUGAUCGUCGCCUCAGCUUUUGCUGCUGCAGUGCAGACAGUGGGCGCCAUAACUGGCUCUUCUGUCGCUUAUGUGUCACAUUCGUGUUUGAUCAGUGAAAUUAAGUUGGCUGUUUGGCAGGUUUAGGAUGAAUUGCACAGCUGGACUGGUUACAUGCCGAGGUGUGUUUGAUAUUUUUAAAUGAAAGGAGUCUAAAGUGUU
This is a messenger RNA of Poecilia reticulata (guppy), 623 nucleotides long. RefSeq names its product BLOC-1 related complex subunit 7 (gene borcs7). Gene Ontology annotation, cellular component: BORC complex. NCBI's taxonomy places the organism in Eukaryota, Metazoa, Chordata, Actinopteri, Cyprinodontiformes, Poeciliidae. The record is from RefSeq and is a predicted model, not a curated record.